Messenger RNA from Octopus sinensis (East Asian common octopus), 576 nucleotides. RefSeq names its product arginase-1-like. NCBI's taxonomy places the organism in Eukaryota, Metazoa, Mollusca, Cephalopoda, Octopoda, Octopodidae. Gene Ontology annotation, molecular function: arginase activity; manganese ion binding. Gene Ontology annotation, cellular component: cytoplasm; nucleus; cytosol. The record is from RefSeq and is a predicted model, not a curated record. Bases 1 to 576 code for a protein of 191 amino acids. The transcript has 5 exons.
AUGGAGAACAAAGACAACACUAUUGGCUAUGUGGGUGUACCAAUGGUCAGAGGACAGAUAUCACAAAUCUGUGCACGUUCGACACGAGAAAACCGCCAAUCUAUUUUUAUUGGGGGUGACCACUCUAUGGCAGCAGGAACAAUCCAUGGACACUUGCAGUCGAAUCCUGAUGCCUGUCUUCUCUGGAUCGAUGCUCACGCCGACUUUAACGUUCCUCAAGAAUCCCCCACCAAAAAUAUCCACGGAAUGGUAAUGGGACUUUUCUGCAACGAAUCUAACAAAUAUGUAAAGUUCCCACCCAGCUUUGACUGGCUUACUCCCUGUUUUUUCUCUCAAACAACAAAGGCGGCAGCCUUCUCAAUGCAAGAGGUUGUCAAGUUUGGUAUACCGAAAGUCCUUGAAAUGGCACUUGACCACAUCAAUCCAAAUCGUGAUCGACCGAUACACGUGAGCUGGGAUAUUGAUUCACUGGACCCUUCGUUCAUUCCAUCAACAGGGACUGCCAAAGAAAAUGUAUUUACUCGGAAAUCUUUGAGCUAUUCUUUUGGAAACAAUUUUACUGAUAUCUUCAUUUAA